AUGUUCAAGCGGUCGUUCGCCUCGGCGAAGGACAGGGCCGGCAAGGCGCGGAAGAUAUCCAAGCGCUCGUUUCGAGACGAUGCCAAGCAGAGGUUGCGCGAGCAGUUGAACAAUGCCAGUCCCGACACGUCGCCUUCGAUAGGCGGGUGUUCCCCCAAGCUCAAUACUGCGAUCGUUACGAUUGCAGUGGGCAAGGACCAGCGUUUGUUUGCCGCGCACGAAGAUGUGCUUGCACGCUCGCCUUGGUUCGCCGAGGCCUGUCGUGCGCAGUUCUUCGAAUCCCCUGGCCAGCGGCGUAUCUCACUUCCAGACGAUGAGCCAGAGGUUCUCAGUGCCGUUCUCGAGUUCCUCUACAAGGGCGACUACUACCCGCGCUUGCUGCAUGACAGAAAGCGCAACACGUGGUCGCUCGAGGAUGGCCAAGAACCGUCAACCAUCACCUCCAUGUCUCCCCGCAUGGAGUCCGACCCGAAGAAACUCGGUGGCCUUAACGAGUUCGCGUCAAUCUACCAUCACGGCGUGGGCGACUACAUCCUUCGGGAUACGGCCGUCUACUGCACUGCCCUGAAGCUUCAACUGCCAGACCUGCAGCGCCUUGCUCUUCGCAAGCAGGGUCUGCAAUCUGGCAUUGACGUGGCCACCAUACUGCGCAGCGCACGCUUCGCUUAUGCGAACACGCCCGCCAGCGACUCGCGCCUCCGCGCCCACUAUCUCGCACUCAUCAUCCGCAGCCGCAAGACCUUCAAGCGCAGCGGCACAAUGCAGAUGGAGAUGGAGAAGGGCGGUACGCAGUUGUUUUUCGACCUCUUCGUCGCCCUGUGCAACCACUGCGACGACAUUGCGGAGCUUGGCACCGGCCGCUCUCCACAACUCGACAAGUGA
Messenger RNA from Zasmidium cellare ATCC 36951, 882 nucleotides. RefSeq lists its product as uncharacterized. The transcript has 3 exons. The record is from RefSeq and is a predicted model, not a curated record. The coding region runs from base 1 to 882 and encodes 293 amino acids. NCBI's taxonomy places the organism in Eukaryota, Fungi, Ascomycota, Dothideomycetes, Mycosphaerellales, Mycosphaerellaceae. Gene Ontology annotation, molecular function: protein binding.